GUCCAAGAAACCAUCCGAACUUGAGCUUCGCUAUCAUCUCAUUCACAUCACAAUCUGCCUGUUUUUCUUCUCCCCCAUCGCCACAUGGCUCCUUCUAUUGAUCCUCAUCAAUAAAAACAAGAACCCAUCUUUUGAUUUUUCUCAAAUCCCUAAUUAAUACACUUUACUUAUAAUUUAAUCACCCUUCUUAUUUCUCAUCUUGAUGGUUACAUCUUCAUCUUCUUUGAGAUCUCCGUAUACUCUGUUCUUCAAUCUCUCGUCACAACCCCAGAAGAAAGAGAUACAGGAUUUCUUAUACUAUGAAUCCACAGUUGAGGAAAUCAAGCUCGAGUGUUUCCGUAUCCGCACAAGAUCAACCAAAGUUGAUUAAAUGAGGUGCGGAAGGGAAUUGAGAAGCAUAAGUCCAUUGACAAGAUCAAACAGCGGCUUAAGGAUGAGUAUACUCGUUAUUUAUCUGAUGAAUCUAUUUCAAGAUAUCUAAGGGCACGAAAUUGGAACGUUAAAAAAGCAGAAAAAAUGCUUGAAACAUCCCUAAUAUGGAGAAUGAGUUACAGGCCCGAAGAUAUUCGUUGGGAUCAUAUUGCGCCCGAGGCAGAAACGGGAAAAAUCUAUCGAUCAAGUUUUAUGGACAAGCAAGGGAGGACCAUACUCGUUAUGAGACCAAAAUGCCAGAACUCCAAGUCAACGCGAGCACAAAUAAAAUAUUUGGUAUAUUGCAUGGAAAACGCGAUACUUAAUUUGCCACCAGAACAAGAACAAAUGGUUUGGUUGAUUGAUUUUCAUGGGUUUAGUAUGUCGAAUGUAUCCAUCAAGACCACAAAAGAAACAGCUCAUAUUUUGCAAGAUCACUAUCCCGAGAGGCUCGGCCUAGCAAUUCUUUACAAUCCACCCAGAUUCUUUGAACCAUUUUGGAGGGUUGUGAAACCGUUUCUGGAGCCAAAAACCGCAAACAAAGUGAAGUUUGUAUAUUCGGAUGAUCCAAACACAAAGAACAUCAUGGAAAGCAUGUUUUACAUAGACAGACUCGAGUCUGCAUUUGGCGGGAAAAAUGAAGCAAAAUUUGACCUUAAAAUAUAUGCAGCAAGAAUGAAAGAAGAUGAUGCAAAGAGAGUUGCUCUUUGUAAUGGAGAAUGCAGCUCAAGCACACCAAGGGGUCGGGGCUCCACUUUCUCCGAAUUCACCGCCACAAAUUCUGAUUCUGAUUCCGAUGGCGGGAAACCAAAGUCGCCGGAGAUUAAUGAGGAGGCCAUAUUGGCGGAAGCUCAAAAGAUCGAGGCGGCUGAUGGUGGUGGAAGAGGUGCCCGGAUUGAGGCUUAGUAAAUUGCCCAUUUUUUCAGCUCGUUUUUUUAAUUUGAAACUUACGUUUUUUUUUUUUUUUCUUUUGGCUAACUUGACAUCAUUGAAGGCUGU
This is a messenger RNA of Lactuca virosa, 1410 nucleotides long. The record is from the annotation of a GenBank genome assembly. NCBI's taxonomy places the organism in Eukaryota, Viridiplantae, Streptophyta, Magnoliopsida, Asterales, Asteraceae.